ACACUCAGACAAAAAAGAUGAUCCAAUAAUUGACUCGAGCCGAUCCGGCUCUGAGUCGGGCAUUGGCUUGGCAUUAGGCUUCAACUCGACUCGAUCGGACACGCACCGGUUCUUUCGGUUUGUCCGGUUCAGGGACCAAAAAAAAAAAAAUAGAUGGAGGGCGUGAAACUUGCUCCUCGUACGCAUUUGCGAGCGCUGGUUUGCAGAGAGAGAGAGAGAGCAGCGAGCAUGCUGUCUGCGACGAACCUGAACGAGCACGUCUCGGCGGUCCUCGGCCGAGGCGCCCACCUCAGCCAGCUCAAGCAGCUCCACGCCCUCAUCGUCACCCUCGGCCACGCCCGCACCCAGUUCUUGGUCUUCAAGCUCGUCCGCUUCUGCGCCCUCCACCUCGCCGACCUCCGCUACGCCCGCCGCAUCUUCGACCACCUCCCCUCCCCCAACAUCUACCUCUGGACCGCCAUGGUCACCGCGUACGCCGCCCGCCCGGACCACGCCCCGGACGCCUUCGCCCUGUACCGCGACAUGGUCCGCCGCGGCCUCCCUCGGCCCAACAACUUCGUGUACCCCCACGUCCUGAAGUCGUGCCCCGAGCUCUCGGUGUCCCUGGGCACGAAGCUGGUGCAUGCCCAGGUCUUGAGAUCCGGGUUUGGGGGAUACCCAGUUGUGCAAACGGCUCUUGUGGACGCGUACGCGAGGUCUUGUUGCGACAUUGGCACUGCACGACAGGUGUUUGAUGAGAUGUCUGAGAAAAGCGUCGUUUCGUGGACGGCUAUGAUCUCUGGUUACACGAGACUUGGGCAGAUUGAAAAUGCCUUGUUACUAUUUGAUAAUAUGCCGGAGAGAGAUGUUCCGUCUUGGAAUGCUCUUAUUGCGGGCUGCACGCAAAAUGGUCUCUUUUCCGAGGCAAUAUCCAUCUUAAGGAGAAUGAUAAACUUCUCCGUAGAGACGCGAUAUAAAGAGAAUAGGCCUAAUCAUGUAACAAUAGUGUGUGCACUCUCUGCAUGUGGCCACACUGGCAUGCUUCAACUUGGUAAGGGUAUCCAUGGGUAUGUAUAUAGAAUCGGCUUGGGUCCCGAUUCAUUUAUCUCAAAUUCUCUAGUGGACAUGUAUGGCAAAUGUGGGAGCUUAAAGGAGGCCAGACGAAUAUUUGAAAGGACUGCUAAGAGGAGCUUGACAUCAUGGAAUUCCAUGAUUAAUUGUCUUGCUCUCCAUGGCCAAACCGAGAGUGCAAUUUGUGUCUAUGAGGAGAUGAUGCAGUCUGGAGAUGACGUCAUCCCAGAUGAGGUUACUUUUAUUGGCUUGUUGAAUGCUUGUACUCAUGGAGGGUUGGUUGAAAGAGGACGUGCUUAUUUCGAUAUGAUGACCAGGAAUUAUGGCAUUGAACCUAGGAUCGAGCACUAUGGAUGCUUAAUUGAUCUCCUUGGCCGAGCUGGUAGGUUUGAUGAAGCUUUACAAGUUGUCAGGGAUAUGAAGAUGCACCCUGAUGAGGUUGUGUGGGGCUCUUUGCUUAAUGGAUGCAAAAUACAUGGACGAACAGAUUUGGCAGAAUUCGCAUUGAAAAAGCUUGUUGAAUUAGAGCCAAAUAAUGGUGGUUAUGGUGCAAUGUUGGCGAAUUUAUAUGUAGAGCUUGGGAAGUGGGAUGAGGUCCGCCGGGUAAGAAAGAUGCUAAAGGAGCAGGAUGCAUAUAAGACUCCUGGUUGCAGUUGGGUUGAGGUCAAUAGCCAGCUCCAUCAGUUCUAUUCUGUUGACUUAUCACAUCCACAGACGGUGGAUAUACACAAUGUCCUGGAGAGUCUGUUUUCUGUGGGUGAUGAGCCAAGAUGCUAAUCUCCUAUAUCUAUUGUUUUUAACUAAAGGAGCAAGUACAAGAUCCGAAGAAUGGUGAAGUAGCUGUCUUGAGAUUGAAGUCAGUGUCGACUGGAUUGUGUUUCUGUCACUUUUAGAGUGGCACGGCUCUUGGAUAAGCAGAUGCACCUAGGGUUGAGAGCCUAAAUAAACCUCAUUCACUGAUUGUUUCUGGGAGGACAGGUGUGGGGAUAGCAAGCUAUAAUUUAUUUGGAUGCUCAGUGGAAAAUUUCAAGUCGUCGAAGGAAGACAUAUCAUCUGACCCAGCUUCAGCCUGAUAAAAUUUCUUAUGCUACCCUGUGAACUUGGUUGUUCAGCAACCCCCAUUUCACCUGCUUAGUGGCGACAUUAGAAAUCUUCUUAAAAAAUUUUCGAUGCUGGUAAAGGCAAUUGUUAUAGCAGGAGCUUCAUAGUUUGUCAAUUAGCCUCGAGGAUGUUGACAAAGAGGCUUUUAUGGGGGAACAAGUACCUUUGGAUAUCCAUUUGCAAGACACUGAAUAACGAAGUUUCCCAUUUCCAAGAGUGGCUUGGCUGACCAACUUAAAAAGGCUCUAUGUUGAAGACGGCUAUGGAAAUUUAUGCUUGAGAAGAUAGCUUCAUGUAAAACGGAGAGGUUCUUUAGAUGUAGAAUAAUUACCCCCAAGCAUCAACAGGACAUGGAGCAUGUUUAUUGUGGCACCUUUUCAGCGCAAGAUGCGCAAAAUUUACCCAACAUUCCUUCUAGGUGCAGAAGAUAAGAUCAUUUUCUUCCUCUACUUUAGCCUCCUGGAACCCAGGUCUAGAUCGCUCUUUUACAUAGCCUCAAGUAAGGAGAGCAACACUGGCUCUUUCCUUUUUCACUUGUGUGGAUUGGAAAGAAGGGAUGGGAUUUGAAUUGAUGAAGAAAUUUUGGUGGUGCACGAGAUGCCAUGGAAACGUGACGGAAUCCA
Molecule: messenger RNA, 2774 nt
Organism: Eucalyptus grandis
Lineage: Eukaryota; Viridiplantae; Streptophyta; Magnoliopsida; Myrtales; Myrtaceae
Product: pentatricopeptide repeat-containing protein At1g33350
Exons: 4
Coding region: 154-1827 (557 amino acids)
Biological process (GO): RNA modification
Molecular function (GO): RNA binding; protein binding
Source: RefSeq, a predicted model, not a curated record